AUAACAACUUUUCGUGUAAAGGUAGUAAGAUCGUUAUAACUUCAGCUGUAAGACAGUAAAUUGUCUUCAGUUGAGUUAGGGAAGUGAGGCUCGAUAGUGCUAAAGCUAAAAAUCUCUAAACUAUCCUAUUGUUUUAUUAAAGUGACAUCUUUUUUGUUUUUUAAAAAUGCGGACUAACAAUGAAAAGAAGGCGACACUCGCUUUUGAUAAUUUGACAUAUGAGCCGGAAAUUUUAGACAACAACAGUGUAAUGAAAAUACAGUCGAACAUCAAUUUGGAAAGUGGGGAUAAAAAGGAUGUCAACAAGAAAGCUGAGGAACCAAAGAAAGCAAGUUGGAACAAUAGCAUUGAAUUUUUAAUGUCAUGUGUUGCAUUAUCAGUUGGUUUUGGAAAUAUUUGGCGAUUUCCAUUCACUGCCUAUGAAAAUGGAGGAGGAGCAUUUCUAAUACCCUAUGUUAUUUUACUGAUUCUCGUGGGCAAACCUUUCUAUUAUCUCGAGAUGAUCAUUGGUCAAUUCUCCGGAAAUUCGUCCAUCAAAGUUUGGAAAAUAUCCCCUGGAUUUGCAGGUGUUGGUUGGGCGCAGCUAAGCUCGAAUAUAGCAUUGUCAACCUACUAUUGCUCUCUUAUGGCCCUAACACUUUUUUAUUUAAUCGUCUCCUUCUCCGCGGAAUUGCCAUGGUCAAAAUGCCAAAAAGAAUGGGGAGAUAAUUGCAUUGAUUCCGGUGCAUCGAGACACUCUAAUCACAGCACUUUUCUAAACUCCAGGACAGAAGGAGUCAGAAGUUCUGCCGAACUUUAUUUUACAAAAGAAGUCCUAAAAGAAACGGCUUCAAUUGACAAUGGAAUUGGAAUUCCAAAUUGGAAACUGGUACUCUGUCUACUAGGCAGUUGGGUGACUAUUUGCUUGGUUCUAUCAAAAGGACUAAAAAGUUCAGGAAGAGCUUCGUAUUUUUUGGCAAUUUUUCCCUAUGUUAUUCUCAUUGCUCUGCUUGUGCGAGCCGUAACUUUGGAAAAUGCCUUGCAAGGAAUUUUAUUUUUCAUCAAACCCGAGUGGAGUAAACUUUUGGAACCAAAAGUUUGGUAUGCUGCUGUGACUCAAUGCUUCUUUUCCCUUUCGGUGUGUUUUGGUGCCAUUAUAACUUAUUCGUCACACAAUUCCUUCAGGCACAACAUUUACAGGGAUGUUAUCAUCAUCACUACUCUAGACACAAUAACAAGUAUGAUUGCGGGUUGUACAAUAUUUGGAAUUUUGGGAAAUCUAGCCUAUGAGAUGGGAACUGAUGACAUAAAAUCAGUGGUUCGUGCUGGCACUGGUUUAGCCUUUGUCUCCUAUCCUGACGCAAUUGCCAAAUUCUCCUUCGUACCACAGGUCUUUUCCGUUCUCUUUUUUGUAAUGAUGUUCGUAUUGGGUGUUGGAAGUUGCGUUGGUAUGACAACAAGUAUCAUAAAUUGCAUCAGAGAACAAUAUCCAAGAUUAAAAUUCUGGCAAAUUCUGUACCCAUUCUGUACAUUUGGAUUUUUAGUUGGUCUCGUGUAUGUAACGCCGGGUGGACAAUUUAUUCUGAAUUUGGUCGAUCAUUACGGUACAUCAUUUGUUGUGUUUAUAUUGGCAACUUUUGAAAUUAUGGGUACAAUUUGGGUUUAUGGUUUGGAGAAUUUCUUGGAUGACGUUGAAUUCAUGUUGAACCAAGAGCCAAGUAUUUAUUGGAGAUUGUGUUGGUUCAUAAUAACUCCAUUUACCUUAAUUGUAAUAUUUUUCUAUACUGUGAUAAUGAUGCAACCAUUAACUUAUGGUGGUGUCCCAUAUCCUACUUCAGCCCACGUAGCCGGAUAUAUGUUACUAGCUUUCGGUGUUUUGCAAAUACCAUUUUGGAUGAUGGUGGCUUUAAUUAAGAACAGAAGAUUGCCCUCUUUACAGAUGAUCUCCAAAGCCUUUGCUCCAUCCUCGGAUUGGGGACCAAGGGAAGAAAGGGAUCGUCAAGAAUGGCUAAUUUUCAAGGAAAAUAAAGAAAAAUUAAGAUCCAUGAGGACGGAAUCUCGUACUAUGCAAAUUAUUCAUACUUUAUUUAAACAAAAAUCAAACUAACAUUGAACAAAAUGUGACUUUGCCAAUAAUGUUAAUCUUGUAAAUAGUAGUUGUAGUUAAUAUUUUUAUUGCUAAGGAUAACCAAAAAGAUAGAAAUUAUACUUGUUAGUGAGUUACUGAUAUUUAUUUUUUUU
This is a messenger RNA of Leptopilina heterotoma, 2220 nucleotides long. Its product is annotated as sodium-dependent nutrient amino acid transporter 1-like. The record is from RefSeq and is a predicted model, not a curated record. Gene Ontology annotation, cellular component: membrane. The transcript is spliced from 9 exons. Gene Ontology annotation, biological process: sodium ion transmembrane transport. Bases 167 to 2086 code for a protein of 639 amino acids. Lineage: Eukaryota; Metazoa; Arthropoda; Insecta; Hymenoptera; Figitidae. Gene Ontology annotation, molecular function: L-amino acid transmembrane transporter activity.